UUUGAUAAAAAAAAAAUAUGGGAAUAAUGUAUGAUUACGUUUUUUAAUAUUUUAUCCCGUUUUUGUAUUACUUAGCUUCGAGAAUUUGUGUCGUUUUAAAUUAUUUUUUGAAAAUGAAAUAAGUAACAUUUUAAAAUGAGAUGCAUUCGGUUGAAUUCAUUCGCGAAAAUUCGUAUUUUGCUGUUACUACCAUGUAGCUCGUGAAAAAUACAUGAAAAUAACCUGAUGCAUUUGAUAUUACAUAAUUACAUAAUAUGUCUGUUUCCCUGAAAAAAGAUCCUUGUGGCUAUAUUUGCAUUUGUUUUACGUAUAUGUCUCUUAUAUACGCAGACUAUGUUGUCAUUAAAUGGAUAGUUCUUCAGACUAUGCAAGACAGUUUAUGGGGACCAUUCAACGUGGUAUUAUUCAAUAGCUUAAUACUCUUAUUGACUCUAUCACAUUUCAGGGCUAUGUGCUCUGAUCCUGGUGUGAUUCCUUUACCUCAGACUAAAAUGGAUUUUUCUGAUAUCUAUGCUGCUAGUAAAGAACCGUUGAAUCAAGAUGAUUGGACGGUCUGUACCAGGUGUGAAACUUACCGUCCACCAAGAGCACAUCAUUGUCGAAUUUGUCAAAGAUGCAUUCGUCGAAUGGAUCAUCAUUGUCCUUGGAUCAAUAAUUGCGUUGGCGAAUUAAAUCAGCGAUUCUUUAUUCAAUUCCUAAUGUAUGCUGGUGUUUUAACUAUCUACACAUUGCUUUUGGUCACUGCUUCUUGGCUAAAAGAAUGUCCUUCGUGUAGUCAAGAAUAUAGUAUUAGAGAAUUACGCGUAUUUCACAGUAUUGCUUUGGUGCUGGAGAGUAUUCUGUUUGGAAUUUUUGUAAUUCUGGUUCUGCAUGAUCAGCUUCAAUCACUUUCCAAUGACGAAACAUUAAUUGAAGAAUUUUAUUCUGAAAAUCGAAGACAUAUCGCUAAACAUAAACUACUUUUUUGGAAGUUAUGCAAAAGCCCUAAUAUUACAAGAAACUUCAUUGGAAAGCAGUUGCACAAUGUGUGAACGAUAAAUAACCUCGAGGAAUUUCACAAACCUGAAAUUUAUUGCUAAAUCAAGCUUUUUGUUUCUAUUUUUUAUCGAAUUUUCGCAUCUUUGAAGCUUUUUCCUAAGAGUGAUAAAGUUACCAUACAUAUAUUCCUGUAUAUGUAAUUCCGAAAAAUAAUUUUUAAAACUUAUGUGAUCACUGAUCAGUGUGCGAAUUGUUAGCUUUUUUAAAUUAAUUUUUAUUCGAGUUUUUAUUUAUCAUUUGUGAAGCUUGUUUGAUUUUUUUUCGUUGCGCGCACGAUAACUGAUGUUUCCUACUUACCUAUAUGCAAUGAAUUAAGAUCACACAUAUCGAUGUCUUCAUUUUACUGCGGCAUUAUUUUUAUAAUAAAAUUAUCCCGUGUUUUUUA
This is a messenger RNA of Planococcus citri (citrus mealybug), 1423 nucleotides long. RefSeq names its product palmitoyltransferase ZDHHC7-like. The record is from RefSeq and is a predicted model, not a curated record. Lineage: Eukaryota; Metazoa; Arthropoda; Insecta; Hemiptera; Pseudococcidae. The transcript is spliced from 5 exons. Bases 255 to 1031 code for a protein of 258 amino acids. Gene Ontology annotation, molecular function: palmitoyltransferase activity.